Messenger RNA from Solanum lycopersicum (tomato), 1623 nucleotides. RefSeq names its product lipase. The record is from RefSeq and is a predicted model, not a curated record. Gene Ontology annotation, biological process: lipid metabolic process. NCBI's taxonomy places the organism in Eukaryota, Viridiplantae, Streptophyta, Magnoliopsida, Solanales, Solanaceae.
AACGAAAUAUUUGGACGCAAAUUCCGUAUCGGAGUCACAAUCGGUCUAUGUACGCCACCGCACGGCGGCGUUCUCUCACGGUGACCUGUAGAUGUCCAGUACCGUCACGAAAGUAUUAAUCGAUAGUCAAACCCAAUUUCACCUUCUUUUAUGCCAAAAAUCUUUGACUCUUCUCCAUUCUACGUUUUAUCCUUUUCCAUAAAUUCUGCAUUCAUCGCCGGUUGACAUUGCUCGCCGUCGCCGGUGCUCACAAAGAACAACAAAAAAUUCAAUAGGAUAACGGAGCUCCUAGUUAAGCAUCUUCAAGUUUCCAGAUUAUGGACGGAAAAAAUUGGUUAAAGGUGGUUAUUUUUCUAUGCUUAAUUGCGGUUUCAACUGGUAGAGAAUUCAAAGUGAAGGCCAAGAACAAGCAUCAUGCAGCUAUCUACAACCACACCCUUGCCACCAUAUUGGUGGAAUAUGCUUCAGCAGUCUAUGUGUCCGAUUUGACAGAAUUAUUUGCCUGGACUUGCUCAAGAUGUAAUGGUUUAACCAAGGGAUUUCAAAUUCUAGAGCUCAUUGUUGAUGUGCAACGAUGCCUUCAGGCAUAUGUAGGUGUGGCGCAGGAUCUUAAUGCCAUUGUUAUUGCAUUCAGAGGCACUCAGGAAAGCAGCCUACAGAAUUGGAUUGAAGAUCUAUACUGGAAGCAGCUUGAUAUAUCUUAUCCAGGAAUGGAAGAUGCAAUGGUGCAUCAUGGAUUUUAUUCUGCUUAUCAUAACACGUCAUUGCGUCCAGGAGUGCUAACUGCUGUUAAAAGUGCGAAAGAGUUCUAUGGAGAUAUUCCAAUUAUGGUGACUGGACACUCAAUGGGAGGGGCUAUGGCUGCUUUCUGUGGCCUGGAUCUCACCGUGCAUCUUGGAUGCCAGAAUGUUUCGGUUAUGACAUUUGGACAACCACGAAUUGGUAAUGCUGCAUUUGUGUCCUACUACAGAGAACGGGUCCCCAAUACAAUUCGUGUUACAAAUCGUCAUGAUAUUGUGCCUCAUUUGCCCCCUUACUAUCAGUACUUCCCUCACAAAACUUAUCGCCAUUUCCCUAGAGAGGUCUGGCUUUAUGAUCUUGGCUUUGGAAGUUUAGUUUAUACAGUUGAAAAGGUCUGCGAUAAUUCUGGGGAGGAUCCUUCUUGCAGCAGGUCGGUGAAAGGCAACAGUGUUAAGGAUCAUGUGAGAUAUUUUGGUGUAAAAUUAUCAUGUGAUGUAUCAGCGGGGUGCAGAAUUGUGAUGGGUAAUGGUCUAGCAUCGUAUCACACAACAGACAACGAUGGAAAUAUCAUCUUCUCCAGAAAUAUAUCUUCUGUUUUGAGAAUGAAUGUGGAGUCUAGUGAGGAAGGGAAAUCAUUAUAGAGAUUAUUUGGAUUACCAUUUGACUCUCCAAAAUUUGGGAGAGCUGAAGCAGAGUUUCCCACUCAAGGUAAAUGUAUAUAGCUAGUCAAAAGUAUGCCAGUUGUGUCCUGUUGCUUGUGUAUAUAGUUCCUUCUAAUUUAACUUGUUUUUGCUAUCGUUUUUUACAUCUUAUCCAUGUAAAUAAAAAGAGAUUAAAGUAUUGACUUUAUCAUAUAUGAUUAAUAUUCUGUAAAUUCGUAAA